AUGGGAAUAUUUAAAAUAAAAAGAAGAUUAAAUAAAUAUAUUACAAAACAUUUAACUAAUAUUAUUAAAUAUAAAUUUAAUCUUUUUAAUUUUUAUUAUGGUAAACGGGAUUUAAGUACAAUCGGAGCAAGAGAUCUUAAAUUUGUUAGAUUCAUGAAACGAUUGUACGAAAACGCAAUGGCCCUUGGAGCUCGAUGUGCACAAAAUGGUAAUGUAAUGCAAUAUAGUGAAGAAAUUAUUAAACAACUUACACCUGAAGAGAUUGAAGAAUUUCGUGAAGCAUUUAUAAUGUUUGACAAAGAUCGAAAUGGCACAAUAAGUACAAAAGAACUAGGUGUUGCUAUGCGGAGUCUUGGACAAAAUCCUACAGAACAAGAGAUUCUUGAAAUGAUUAAUGAAGUAGACAUUGAUGGAAAUGGUCAAAUAGAAUUUCCCGAAUUUUGUGUCAUGAUGAAAAGAAUGAUGAAAGAAACGGAUAGUGAAAUGAUAAGAGAAGCAUUUCGAGUAUUUGAUAAAGAUGGUAAUGGUGUUAUUACAGCACAAGAAUUUAGAUAUUUUAUGAUUCAUAUGGGAAUGCAAUUUAGUGAAGAUGAAGUUGAUGAAAUGAUUAAAGAAGUGGACGUUGACGGUGAUGGUGAAAUUGACUAUGAAGAAUUUGUUAAAAUGAUGAGUGAACGUUAA
Molecule: messenger RNA, 681 nt
Organism: Strongyloides ratti
Lineage: Eukaryota; Metazoa; Nematoda; Chromadorea; Rhabditida; Strongyloididae
Product: Calmodulin-like protein 3
Exons: 3
Coding region: 1-681 (226 amino acids)
Molecular function (GO): calcium ion binding
Source: RefSeq, a predicted model, not a curated record